Molecule: messenger RNA, 213 nt
Organism: Rodentolepis nana
Lineage: Eukaryota; Metazoa; Platyhelminthes; Cestoda; Cyclophyllidea; Hymenolepididae
Source: the annotation of a GenBank genome assembly
AUGUGGUAUGAAAUUAUCCCAUCGUUCGCUAUUAUGCUUGGCGCUGCGGCUAUGAUGAAUCCGUUAUGUAAAGGUGCUGCUUAUCUCCUUUACGGAAGAUGGGACGGUCCGGAUUUUUUUAGCCAACGCGGUGAAUUUCGGAUUUUCUUAAGAGAUCGCGAUGUCGCUGGCACUAAUUGGCAUAUGAAGGGCCUUGAAACCAUCGAAGACUAA